GGCAAUCGUCGGUGAAGGUUCCACUACCUGAAAAAUAGAGUGGUGCAUUGUCACUGGUUGAGUGAAGACCAUGUGGCCACGGCGAUCAUGGGAGGAAGAUCACAAAACAGAGGCAACUUCCAGAGCACAGGACGAUGAGCGUGGAUCUACUGCAGAAGGUGUGCAAUUGUCCGCCACGAUCCAAUCUUCAACGAGUACCACCUCUGCUUCGGCGACUGUUUCCUCAAUCAGCUCUGUCUGCCCUAUGCUAACAGGCACCGUUGGCAGCUCUGGCAAGCAGCCCUCGAUAGUCUCUAGCUUUAACAGACAUUCUUCCAGCAGUUCUAGUACCUGGUCAGUACCGAGCCACUGCUCUACAAGUUUCCAUAAUGUAGAAGCGACUCAAACGAAUAAGGACUGUCCGGCCACAACCGGAUCUUGGGCGUCAUCCCAACAGCAGCAGGAUUCACUUGUGGAAGUGCAGAGAGUUGAGCGAGAGGAAGGAUUUCUGAUCCAGAUCAGCUUGAGAGCGAAUAAUCUGCUUGACAAAGACCUGUUAUCCAAAUCGGACCCAUUGGCAGUCGUGGACUUGUCAGAGACAUUCACUGAAGCGGCACCGGGUUGGGCAGAGAUCGGGAGAACGGAGGUGAUAAUGAAUAACCUCAAUCCAGCUUGGAUGAAGAGCUUCACAAUCAUGUUUCACUUUGAGUCAUUGCAAAAGCUCCGAUUUACAGUUUACGAUGUGGACAAAUUCCCAAAAGAUAGAGCUGACACUUCAUCUCUCGACUUGUCCCAGCAAGAAUUCCUCGGGCAAACCCAUUGCUAUGUGUCAGAGUUGGUGAAGGCAGAUGGGCAAGUGCUAACAUUGGAUCUGGAGGACCGAGCACCACAGCAGCAAUCCAAAUCGGGUGUACUAGAUAGGUCUGGAUUGAGUCGUCAGUUGCUGCCAUCUUGGGGAAGUGGGCGGUACGGCAGCAGCAGCAGCGGCGGCAGAGAAGGAGGAGAGGGUUCUGGGAAAGGCAAGUCCCCAAGGGGCACACUGACUAUCCACAUGGAGGAGGUGAAUCCUCUGAGCAAUGGCACUGUAACACUGGAGUUUAAGGCCGAGAACCUGGAAAAGAUGGACUACUUCGGGAAAAGUGAUCCAUAUCUGGUGAUCUCGAAGCUUCUUGAGGAUGGUAGCCUUGCUCCUGUUCACAGAACAGAGGUGGUCAGACGGGAUUUGAACCCUAAGUGGGAUCGCUUCACCAUCUCUCUGCAACAUCUCUGCAAUGGCGACAUCGAGCGCCCACUGAGAUUCGAGUGUUUCGAUUAUGAUCGAUUCACAGCCGAUGACUUCAUAGGAAGCAUUGACAGGUCAUUAAAGCAGGUGCUCAAGGACGCACAAAGCCAAACAGAAUUGCCACUAAGACGAGAGAGUAAGAAAGACAGGAAAAAGGCGGCGGCAGACAAGAGGAAGGAGACCGUUGGAAAGAAAGGAAAGUAUAAGGCUGAUAAGAAUAGGGGAUCACUUAUCUGUGUUUGGUGUUGCAUAAAAUACAAGAAGACAUUCAUGAAGUACCUUGCUUCGGGUUGUGACAUCACCUUCCAUGUGGCUGUAGACUUCACGGCAUCCAAUGGCCACCCCCAUCAUCCCACUUCCCUCCACUAUAUAGAUCCCCAAGGAGAUGAUUCUGAGGGUAAUGCGUAUCAGCAGGCUAUACGAGCAGUAGGCCAUAUCCUUGAGCACUACGACAUGCAGAGGAUGUACCCUGCUUGGGGAUUUGGUGGGCGAGUGGCAGCGGGGAUGGUCUCUCACUGCUUUAACCUGAACGGCGACCCCUACGAUGCACGGGUAGUGGGAGUUAAAGGUAUACUGGAUGCCUAUCGUCAAGCAAUUCGCAGUGUCACUCUAGCGGGUCCAACCCUGUUUUCCCCUGUCAUCACGAGAUCUUCAGAGAUAGCUGAAGCGCACUGGAAAGAGUGUCAUUCUAAAUACACUGGCGAGCUGAAGUACAGUGUCCUUCUCAUUCUUACUGAUGGGGUAAUCAAUGACAUGGAAGCCACCAUCUCCGCAAUUAUAAAGGCUUCCAGCUUGCCUAUGUCCAUCCUGAUUGUGGGAUUGGGCAAUGCAGAUUUUUCCAGCAUGAUUACCCUUGAUAGUGAUGAUGAACCCCUUCAACUUAAUGGCAACACUGCUCAGCGGGACAUUGUUCAAUUUGUUUCCAUGAAUACUAUCACUAGCAGUCUCCACCUUGCCCAGGAGUUGUUGGCAGAGCUGCCAGGGCAGGUUGUCCAAUUCAUGGAGUGGAGGCUUCCAGAGAUGUCAGCAGCAUCGCCCCCCAGGGAUAUCUCUGCGGCUGAUGAUCUUUCUUUCCCCAGGGCUGCCUCUGUGGCUGCUGAUCUUUCUUUCCCCAGGGCUGACUCUGCGGCUGCAGAUGUUUCUUUCUCCCGUACUGCCUCUGCGGCUGCUGAUGUUUCUUUCCCCAUCGGAAGAGUGGGUAAGAAAGCUGAAGAGACGCUGCAAGUGGGCGACAGGCGACUGGGCGACACCGACGGCCACAGGACUUGCCUUUGUGGCAGAAGCAAGACUGGGGGGAGACUGGCUCCUGUUCGACAUGCACGAGACAAAGCCAAGCCGCGAGAGGCAGCAAGGCUCAGGUGGCGAUCAGAAAAGAUCUUGUCCGCAACAUUCGAGUGGGUAAGAAAGCUGAAGAGAUGCUGCAAGUGGGCGAGAGACGACUGGGCGACACCGACGGCCACAGGACUUGCCUUUGUGGCAGAAGCAAGACUGGGGGGAGACUGGCUCCUGUUCAACGUGCACAAGAUAAUGAGGCCGGGGAUGACGGUAAGCCAAGCCGCGAGAGGCUGCAAGGCUCAGGUGGCGGUCAGAAAGGAUCUUCUCCGCAACAUCCGAGUGGUGGAGAACUUCGACUUCAUAAUCUUCAGCCCCACAACAGAGAUGCAUAACCUGGAGAUAGAUCCAGCGGAACGGACGUGGGAGAUCCAGGGGAGAGCAGGAAGUGCAGCACAAAGGUUCAAUCUACUCCAGUAUACAGCAAGGCUGGGGUACCGAGUCAGGCGCAGAUCGGCCAAUGUGCACGACACGAUCACACAGAGAUGGCCAAGCACACAGACAUUGACCCCUCGGUCCUACCGACCAUCCUGCGGGGCGUGGCGCUGGCGAUAAGAAAUACACGAGCAAGAAGCCUGAGCUGUUGGCUGAACCAACAACCCGCAACACAGGUACAGCCUGAAUGAGCUGUGUGCCAUAUGUCAAACAGGCCAAGUCAAAGACAUGCCCGAAGGCCCGCCAGGUCUGGGACAAUGUGGCAGCUUUAUGGCAAGCAGUGACUAACAGACCCUUCCCGGACCAGACACGCAGGAUAGUACUGGUUUCGCCGUCCCGAGGCAUGCGGAGCCCUACCAGCACAAGCUGCAUCAGAGGAUAAGGCCACUGGCCCUGUGGACAAUUUGGAAGAGCAGGUUUCAGGAGGCAAUAGGCAAGAGACGACUAGCCCCUCCCCCAAGUUAUGGGUUUCGCCGCCCCGAGCCAUGCGGAACCCUACCAGCACAAGCUACUUCAGAGGAUAAGGCCACUGGCCCUGUGGACAAUGUGGAAGAGCAGGUGUCAGGAGGCAAUAGGCAAGAAACGACUCGUCGACUAGCCCCUCCCCCAAGUAUGGGAGGGAGUCAUCCAACUGCUGGAGGCAGAGUACCAGGUUGACUAGGGAAGGGUCGAGAGAGAGAGAUGGAACAAAACGCUGGCAAGGCCCAGUAAAUUCAGAACAACUGCCACAAAUCCCUGGGGGCAGGUAAGACCGGCCGGCUGGAAGGAGGGAAGAUCCAGUUCCAAUGGGCCCAGAAACGGGUGGUUUUGUCAGGGCUGACGAUGACCAGGCAGAUGAUCAAGUCCACAAUAUGCUAACUAAGACCAGUUGUAGCGUCGCGACUAAUCAGAGGGGAGCAGAUUAGGAUAACGUGCCUAGAAUGCGAGAUGCUAGCAAAGCAGGGGCAGAGUGGUGGUACAUCCUUCCGACAAGGAAGCAAUCAAUGCUGCUGUCUCAG
Messenger RNA from Chara braunii, 4026 nucleotides. NCBI's taxonomy places the organism in Eukaryota, Viridiplantae, Streptophyta, Charophyceae, Charales, Characeae. The record is from the annotation of a GenBank genome assembly.